AUGAAAAUUGUGAGAAAAUCCUCCAAGAAAAAAUUGAACUACAAAAAAUUAUACAAAAUUUCUAAUAAGAUCUACAAAACCAGAAAUAUUGUACAUGAAUCUGUCCCAAUAUCCAAAGACGAAAAAGACAAUAAAAUCGAAAAAAAAUGGGGUGAAAUUCCCCUAAAAAAUCCUAUUUUACACCACCAUUAGCUCCUAUACAUGAUCGAUGGUUUUGAUUAAAAAAGAGGGCAGAAAGUAUUUGGACACCGAGGUUAUUUUUUAAAAAACUACGGGCUAAUAUUGCUCUAAAGUUUAAUUAAUUAUGGUUAAAAUUUACUAAUGAAAAGAAAUUAUACCCCAAUAUAAACUCCAUUUUUAAUGAAAUCUCAUAUAAUGCACGAAAUUUGCCAACUAUAAGAAUUUGAGGAAAAUCUAUAUAAAAUUUAAUAAGAAGAUCAAGAAGAUAUGUACCUAAUAGCCACUUCAGAAUAGCCUUUAUGCGGUCUACAUUCUUAAGAAUGGAUAGACUAGAAAAAUCUCCCAUUUAAAUAUGCUGGGAUUUCUUCCUGUUUUCGAAAAGAAGCAGGAGCAGCAGGAAGGUAAACUUGGGGAAUUUUUAGAGUACAUUAAUUUGAAAAAGUAGAAUAGUUUAUAAUUUGUGAACCUUAAAAAUCUUGGGAAGAAUUUGAUAAUAUGAUUUAGAUUUCGGAAGAGUUUCUGUAAAACCUGAAAAUACCUUAUAGGGUUGUUAGUAUCGUUUCAGGGGCUUUAAAUGGUGCUGCUGCAAAAAAAUGUGAUUUGGAAUGCUGGUUUCCAGGGUAUAGGGAAUAUAAAGAACUAAUGUCAAUUUCUAAUUGUACAGAUUAUUAAUCAAGAUAACUUAAUAUUUAAACUGGAGAACCUAAAAAUAAAUAAUAUGUGCAUUUGUUAAAUGGGACUUUAUGUGCAGCUUAAAGGACACUUACUUGUAUUUUAGAAAAUUACUAAGAAAAAGAAGGAAUUAGAGUUCCUGAUGUUUUAUAACCUUAUGUGGGCAUAGAUUUUAUAAAGUUUAAGCACGAAUAACCAAAAAAUAAUUAAUUUGAUUGA
Molecule: messenger RNA, 1071 nt
Organism: Ichthyophthirius multifiliis
Lineage: Eukaryota; Ciliophora; Oligohymenophorea; Hymenostomatida
Product: seryl-tRNA synthetase, putative
Exons: 4
Biological process (GO): seryl-tRNA aminoacylation
Cellular component (GO): cytosol
Molecular function (GO): ATP binding; tRNA binding; serine-tRNA ligase activity
Source: RefSeq, a predicted model, not a curated record